This is a messenger RNA of Thermothelomyces thermophilus ATCC 42464, 1293 nucleotides long. RefSeq names its product glycoside hydrolase family 61 protein. The transcript is spliced from 3 exons. The coding region runs from base 154 to 1074 and encodes 306 amino acids. Gene Ontology annotation, biological process: carbohydrate metabolic process. Gene Ontology annotation, cellular component: extracellular region. The record is from RefSeq and is a predicted model, not a curated record. NCBI's taxonomy places the organism in Eukaryota, Fungi, Ascomycota, Sordariomycetes, Sordariales, Chaetomiaceae. Gene Ontology annotation, molecular function: cellulose binding.
GACUGAGAGUCAGUCAAGGCGUCUAAGAGAGAGCGUUCUUCCGUGGAAUCUAGACAGACACCGACAGCAGCACGGUACCUCCUCUAGUCCCCCCCCCUUCUUUCUCCUACAGAAAGAGGAUUUCAUACCAAGAAAGACCACAGCGCGGCCAAGAUGAAGCCCUUUAGCCUCGUCGCCCUGGCGACUGCCGUGAGCGGCCAUGCCAUCUUCCAGCGGGUGUCGGUCAACGGGCAGGACCAGGGCCAGCUCAAGGGGGUGCGGGCGCCGUCGAGCAACUCCCCGAUCCAGAACGUCAACGAUGCCAACAUGGCCUGCAACGCCAACAUUGUGUACCACGACAACACCAUCAUCAAGGUGCCCGCGGGAGCCCGCGUCGGCGCGUGGUGGCAGCACGUCAUCGGCGGGCCGCAGGGCGCCAACGACCCGGACAACCCGAUCGCCGCCUCCCACAAGGGCCCCAUCCAGGUCUACCUGGCCAAGGUGGACAACGCGGCGACGGCGUCGCCGUCGGGCCUCAAGUGGUUCAAGGUGGCCGAGCGCGGCCUGAACAACGGCGUGUGGGCCGUCGACGAGCUCAUCGCCAACAACGGCUGGCACUACUUCGACCUGCCGUCGUGCGUGGCCCCCGGCCAGUACCUGAUGCGCGUCGAGCUGCUCGCCCUGCACAGCGCCUCGAGCCCCGGCGGCGCCCAGUUCUACAUGGGCUGUGCACAGAUCGAAGUCACUGGCUCCGGCACCAACUCGGGCUCCGACUUUGUCUCGUUCCCCGGCGCCUACUCGGCCAACGACCCGGGCAUCUUGCUGAGCAUCUACGACAGCUCGGGCAAGCCCAACAAUGGCGGGCGCUCGUACCCGAUCCCCGGCCCGCGCCCCAUCUCCUGCUCCGGCAGCGGCGGCGGCGGCAACAACGGCGGCGACGGCGGCGACGACAACAACGGUGGUGGCAACAACAACGGCGGCGGCAGCGUCCCCCUGUACGGGCAGUGCGGCGGCAUCGGCUACACGGGCCCGACCACCUGUGCCCAGGGAACUUGCAAGGUGUCGAACGAAUACUACAGCCAGUGCCUCCCCUAGAGCUCCCCAAGAAGAAACAGGGAGGUGGCGGGCAUUCGAGAAGGAUGGAUUAGGGGGCGGAUGAUUCUGGCGCGUGCCGACUUCGUUUGUAUAGAGUCGACCUUGUAGAGUUGACCUUGUUUUGCUUCUUCUCGACUUCGUGUCGGCGCGGUUAGCUCGCGUCCCGUCGCGAAAUCGAAGUCCAGUACAUGCAAACAUGCAUACCUCGUGAUAACGUUC